Drosophila kikkawai is the source of this 3388-nucleotide messenger RNA. Its product is annotated as probable cytochrome P450 4e1. The record is from RefSeq and is a predicted model, not a curated record. NCBI's taxonomy places the organism in Eukaryota, Metazoa, Arthropoda, Insecta, Diptera, Drosophilidae. Gene Ontology annotation, molecular function: oxidoreductase activity, acting on paired donors, with incorporation or reduction of molecular oxygen; iron ion binding; monooxygenase activity.
CCAGCUGGGCGGUCACGAUCGCUAUGUGGUUCGUUUUGUAUAUUUUCCUGGCCCUGCCGCUGCUGGUGGUGGCUUAUCUGGAGCUAAGUACCUUUCGCCGGCGUAGGGUACUGAGCAAGUUCAAUGGCCCCACCGGUCUACCCAUCGUCGGAAAUGCCCACCAGAUGGGCAAGAAUCUCUCAGAGAUUCUCGACCAGAUCUUCUCCUGGUGGCAUGAGUACAACAAGGAUAACUUUUGUUUCUGGAUAGGAACCUACUCCAAUCUGUUGAUCACGAAACCCAAGUACCUGGAGUACAUACUCAGCAGUCAGACGCUUAUCUCAAAGUCCGACAUCUAUAAUCUGACACAUCCCUGGCUGGGACUGGGCCUGCUGACCAGCACGGGCAGCAGGUGGCACAAGCACCGCAAGAUGAUCACCCCGGCCUUCCACUUCAACAUUCUGCAGGACUUUCACGAGGUGAUGAACGAGAACUCCAACAAGUUUGUCAAGGUGUUGAGGAAGGUGGCCGCCGGGGACAAUAUAUUCGACUUCCAGGAUCAGGCCCAUUACCUGACCUUGGAUGUUAUCUGUGACACGGCCAUGGGAGUGUCCAUCAACGCCAUGGAAAACCGAGACUCAUCCAUCGUGCAGGCUUUCAAGGACAUGUGCUACAACAUCAACAUGAGAGCUUUUCACCCCCUGAAGCGCAAUGAGCUACUGUAUCGAUUGGCUCCGGAUUAUCCCGCUUACUGCAAGACCCUCAAGACCCUGCAAGACUUCACCAACGACAUCAUCGAGAAGCGCGUGGCGGCCCAUAAAUCGGGAGCCGUUAACAGCAACCAAGGCGAUGAGUUCUCCCGCAAGAAGAUGGCCUUCCUGGAUACCCUACUCUCGUCCACGAUCGAUGGUCGCCCUCUGACUUCCCAAGAUCUAUACGAGGAGACCUCCACUUUCAUGUUUGAGGGACACGAUACCACCACCUCCGGAGUGGCCUUUGCAGUCUACCUGCUGUCCAGACAUCCAGAAGAGCAGCGAAAACUAUUUGAGGAGCAGCGCGAGGUAAUGGGUGCUACUGGUCUGGAGCGAGAUGCCACUUUCCAGGAAAUCUCCCAGAUGAAGUACUUAGAUCUCUACAUUAAGGAGGCUCAGCGUCUGUAUCCCAGUGUGCCCUUCAUAGGUCGCUUUACUGAGAAGGAUUAUGUGAUUGAGGGCACACUCAUUCCCAAGGGAACCACACUCAACUUGGGGCUGGUGGUGCUGGGCUAUAAUGAGGAGGUGUUCAAGGAUCCGCACAAGUUCCGACCCGAGCGCUUUGAAGAGCAGAAACCAGGACCCUUUGAGUAUGUGCCAUUCAGUGCCGGUCCCCGGAACUGUAUUGGCCAGAAGUUUGCUCUGCUCGAGAUCAAGACUGUGGUGUCCAAGAUCAUUCGCAACUUUGAGGUGCUGCCCGCGCUGGAUGAGCUGGUCUCCAAGGAUGGCUAUGUGAAUACCACCCUGGGCAAGACGCCUGCCGAGAGGAAGAAGCUGGAUGCUAAUCGCCAUAAAUACGAUCCCAUUCUGUCCGCUGUGCUGACCCUUAAGUCAGAGAAUGGACUUUUCAUUCGCCUGAAGGAGAGGCCUGAGAACCCGACCGGUUGGUUGGAGUAUUUAAGCGACGCACCGCUGCGCUCUGCAGUCAAUUUGGAUUCGCUCGCUGCACCAAACGGUUCGCUUUCGAAAAUGUGGGUCGUGCUCUGCGCCUUCAUCGCCCUGCCCCUGCUCUUGGCGGCGUAUUUCGAGCUGGGAUCAAUGCGCCAGAAGCGAAUGCUAAACCAGUUCCGGGGUCCCAGAAUGCUGCCGGUGGUGGGCAACGCACAUCAGAUGGGCAAGACGCCCACAGAGAUUCUUAAUCGAUUCUUUGGCUGGUGGAAUGAAUAUGACAAGGGCAAUUUUCGAUACUGGAUAGGUUACUACUCCAACAUAAUGGUUACCAGCCCCAAGUACAUGGAGUUUAUACUCAGCAGUCAGACUCUAAUAUCAAAGUCAGAUGUGUAUGACCUAACACAUCCUUGGCUGGGAUUGGGACUUCUAACCAGUACAGGCAGCAAAUGGCACAAGCAUCGCAAGAUGAUUACCCCGGCCUUUCACUUCAACAUCCUGCAGGAUUUUCACGAAGUGAUGAACGAGAAUUCAAGCAAGUUCAUCGAGCACCUGAGAUCCCUCGCCACUGGAGACAACAUCUUUGAUUUCCAGGAUGAAACCCACUACCUAACUCUGGAUGUUAUUUGCGACACUGCCAUGGGUGUGUCCAUCAACGCCAUGGAAAACCGAAGCUCAGCUGUAGUUCAGGCUUUCAAAGACAUAACUUAUAAUAUCAAAAUGAGGGCCUUUAGUCCCUGGAAGCGCAAUAACCUGCUCUAUCGAUUAGCUCCCGAAUAUCCAAAAUAUUGCCGAACUCUAAAGACUCUGCAGGAUUUUACCAAUGAAAUUAUAGAAAAGCGAAUUGAAGCUCGAAACUCAGGCGUUGAGUCCAAAAUUCAAGGAGAUGAAUUCUCUCGCAAGAAGAUGGCCUUUCUGGAUACUCUGCUUUCGUCUACUGUUGAUGGACGACCUCUUACUUCUCAAGAGCUUUAUGAAGAGGUCUCCACAUUUAUGUUUGAAGGACACGACACAACCACCUCUGGAGUGGGCUUUGCGGUCUAUCUGCUCUCCAGACAUCCAGAAGAACAGCAAAAAUUAUUCGAAGAACAAUGCGAAGUGAUGGGCGAUUCUGGGCUUGGUAGCGAUGCCACCUUCCAGGAAAUCUCUCAAAUGAAAUACCUAGAUCUCUUUAUCAAGGAAUCCCAACGUCUUUAUCCCAGUGUGCCAUUUAUUGGCCGCUUCACAGAAAAGGAUUAUAUGAUAGAUGGUGAAUUGGUACCGAAAGGCACUACCCUAAAUCUGGGUCUACUGAUGUUGGGCUACAAUGAUCGUGUCUUUAAGGAUCCCCAUAGAUUCCGACCCGAGCGCUUCGAGGAGCAGAAGCCAGGACCCUUCGAGUAUGUGCCCUUCAGUGCUGGUCCCCGUAACUGUAUUGGCCAGAAGUUUGCCCUGCUGGAGAUCAAGACUGUGGUAUCCAAGAUUGUUCGUAACUUCCAAGUUCUGCCUGCCCUGGAUGAGCUUGUGUCGAAGGAUGGCUACAUAAGUACUACUCUGGGCCUUCCUCCGGCAGAGAAGGCCAAACGCGAUGCUCACAUCCACAAAUACGAUCCAAUUUUAUCCGCUUCCAUGACUUUAAAGUCGGAGAACGGUCUACACCUGCGCUUAAAGCAGAGGCUUUAGGCGGAAUCGCACUGCCUACUUUCAGGCCAAAUAUUUUUAUAAAAUUUUAAUUUUUACAUAGGCAAUAUACACUUUGCAUUUCGUCAAAUAAAAUUAACCUAACUAGA